Messenger RNA from Dendrobium catenatum, 1186 nucleotides. Its product is annotated as putative alpha-L-fucosidase 1. Bases 17 to 790 code for a protein of 257 amino acids. The record is from RefSeq and is a predicted model, not a curated record. Gene Ontology annotation, cellular component: lysosome. Gene Ontology annotation, biological process: fucose metabolic process; glycoside catabolic process. The transcript has a single exon. Gene Ontology annotation, molecular function: alpha-L-fucosidase activity. Lineage: Eukaryota; Viridiplantae; Streptophyta; Magnoliopsida; Asparagales; Orchidaceae.
UUUUCUCUACCUGUUUAUGCUUAGGUAUGCUCUCGAGGGUGAUCCAUAUGGGCAUGACUGGGUUGCUCCAGAGUGCGAUGUAUCCAUCAGGACAGGUUGGUUUUGGCAUAGCUCAGAGAAUCCCAAAUCUCCCAUGACCCUACUUGACAUAUACUACACUUCAGUGGGCAGAAACUGUCUCCUGAUACUAAAUGUUCCCCCAAAUUCAUCUGGCCUCAUAUCCGAUGAAGACAUUCAGGCUCUUCAGAAUUUUACUGCAAUGCGACACACCAUUUUCUCACAAAAUUUGGCUAAGGAUGCCAUUGUUUCUGCUAGCAGUACACGAGGUGGUCCUGAUGAAUCUCAUUUCAGCCCUUCCAACGUAAUUGAAGAAGGUAUUUACUCUUAUUGGGCUCCUGAUGAGUUCCAAGCUACCUGGACAUUAAUCCUAGACCUCGGACAAUCCAUUUCCUUCAAUGUUUUGCAAGCCCAGGAGCCUAUUCAAAUGGGGCAGCGGGUCGUUGAGUUCCAUGCUGAUGUUCUCAAGGAAGGGGAGUGGGAAAUAAUAGCAAAUGGCACAACCAUUGGAUAUAAAAGGCUUCUACUAUUUCCUAUUGUAAAAGCUCAGUUUCUAAGGUUUGUUGUUGAUAAAUCUCGUGCUGAUCCACUCAUAUCCUAUCUGGGCAUAUAUUUUGACCCCUUCUCCCCAUCACAUAAUCUACUUAGUACAAGCAGAAGGUCUUCUUUCAACAAUAUCAGAGAUCUCGAUCUAAGAGCCUCUAAAAAUUCUAGCCGUGUGUCUGUUAUUUAGUUUUAUUUGGGGCAGCUUUCUUACUGCUUCUUAAAACAACUUUGUAGUAUAAAAAUUUAAAUUUUUGUAUUAAAAGACUGUUUUAAGAAUCAAUAAGAAAGCCGUACCAAACUAAGUCUUAGUUUGUAAGCAUGAUUCGCUCCAGUGGAACUUGGUCUCUUACAUUUCAUAUUCUAUGACUCAGUGCAAGAAUGCCAAUAAGAUCGAUAACCUCUUUUGAGGUUCCUUCUCUUCAGUCACAGGUAAAAUCCAUGUUAUUCAGAUUCAUACAAAAUAUGUUUGUUUAUUUUGCUUCUUUGUUCACAAUUAAGCUCUGAAAAUGUGUUCAUAAGGCCAGAUUUGUGGCUCAAUGUUUGUUUCUGCAAUAUUUUGAGUAAUAAAUCUCUAGUUUUCAUA